CCCCGCCGCCCGCCGCCCGGGUUGUCCAAGAUGGUGGGCGCUCCGCCGGCGCCGUUCGCCCUCCGGCGGCUGCUGAUGCUCGUGGUGCUGCUGGCCGCCAGGUGGUUCACGACGGGCGCUCCCGAGCCGCCACCGCCGUCCCGAGCCCCGCAGGAUGGCAUCAGAAUUAAUGUAACUACCAUGACAGAUAAUGGGGAGGUAUCUAAAGAACAGGUCGUUCUUAACAUAACCUAUGAGAGUGGACAGAUAUAUGUAAAUGACUUUCCUGUAAAUAGUGGUGUAACCCGAAUAAGCUGUCAUACUUUGAUAGUGAAGAAUGAAAAUCUGGAAAAUUUGGAGGAAAAAGAAUAUUUUGGAAUUGUCAGUGUAAGGAUUUUAGUUCAUGAGUGGCCUAUGACAUCUGGUUCCAGUUUGCAACUAAUUGUCAUUCAAGAAGAGGUAGUAGAGAUUGAUGGAAAACAAGUUCAACAAAAGGAUGUCACUGAAAUUGAUAUUUUAGUUAAGAACCAGGGAAUACUCAGACAUUCAAACUACACCCUUCCUUUGGAGGAAAGCAUGCUGUACUCUAUUUCCCGAGACAAUGACGUUCUAGUUACCCUUCCCAACCUCUCCAAAAAAGAAAGUGUUAGUUCAUUGCAGACCACUAGCCAGUAUCUUAUCAGGAAUGUGGAAACCACUGUGGAUGAAGAUGCUUUACCUGGCAAAUUACCUGAAACUCCUCUCAGAGCAGAGCCUCCAUCUUCAUAUAAGGUAAUGUGUCAGUGGAUGGAAAAGUUUAGAAAAGAUCUCUGUAGGUUCUGGAGCAGUGUUUUCCCAGUAUUCUUUAUGUUUUUGAACGUCAUGGUGGUUGGAAUUAUAGGAGCAGCUGUGAUAAUAACCAUCUUAAAGGUGCUUUUCCCAGUUUCUGAAUACAAAAGAAUUCUUCAGUGGGAUCAAAUGAAUGUUAUACCUGUGACAGCUAUCAACUUAUAUCCAGAUGAUCCUGAGAAAACAGCUGAAAACCUUGAAGAUAAAACAUGUACUUAAAACACCACCUCAAAUCGUGGAAUUUGCCACUUGAAUAUAAUUUUUUAAAAAUCAUUAAGAAUCGGUUU
Messenger RNA from Propithecus coquereli (Coquerel's sifaka), 1094 nucleotides. RefSeq names its product glycoprotein integral membrane 1 (gene GINM1). The transcript is spliced from 8 exons. The coding region runs from base 31 to 1026 and encodes 331 amino acids. The record is from RefSeq and is a predicted model, not a curated record. NCBI's taxonomy places the organism in Eukaryota, Metazoa, Chordata, Mammalia, Primates, Indriidae.